Messenger RNA from Botrytis porri, 927 nucleotides. RefSeq lists its product as uncharacterized. The record is from RefSeq and is a predicted model, not a curated record. Bases 1 to 927 code for a protein of 308 amino acids. The transcript has a single exon. Lineage: Eukaryota; Fungi; Ascomycota; Leotiomycetes; Helotiales; Sclerotiniaceae.
AUGAGGAACCUUACACCAUGGGAAUACAUCAUGGAUAGCCGUCGCUUCAUAUUGUUUCCCGACCUACCGAUUGAAAUCAGAGACGACAUCUGGAGAUUGACUCUCGAGCCGCGCAUUGUCGAAGUUAGACCGAAAGAAGACAACCAGGUUGGAUUUUAUUCUACUGCUCCGCUACCCGUUUUGUUGUCAGUCUGUAAAGACUCGCAGAGAGCUGUCCUAUCAUUGUAUCCUAACUUAAUUGGUGGAGCGCUCGUUGGUGCAGGAAUCCGAUUCAACGCCAAAAUUGACACCCUUUAUCUGGAUUGGAAAAUUCAAAAGCACUUGACAACCUUCCUGCUAUCGAUUGAUGUGCAGGAGGCUGAAAAGAUCCAAUACUUGGCUAUAGAUCAAUACAUUCGGUGGGCACGUCAAUGCAUUGAUUUGGAGUAUGACUGGGAGUCAGUCCUCGCAUUCAUGGAUCCACUGACGAUUUCCGACCUUCAAAACAAUUUUUUUAGACAUUGUUGUCACAUUGUCGUGGACCACGAUAUCUGCAUGAUUGGCCCUGAGGAUCUGGAACGCCUUUGCCGCGCAGUGCGACUUUGGAAAAAAUUGAAGGAACUCAUAUUUGUGUUUGAUGACAUUAAUUGGAAUGUAGAUUUGUUGAGAGAAAGUGGAGUAAAUACCCAGCAAGAUGAGCUUGCUGGCUUGACACUCUUUCGGGCUGAUGAGGUCUACGACCUAUUCCCAAACCCAGUCGGAUGGGUCCGUUCCGAUUAUCGCAGGUCUAUUGAGUAUUAUAAUGAUGAUCUGCCAAUUGCUAGUCUCCACGACGAGCUCAAGAAUUUCGAGAAUCCAAAGUUCGAGAUUUUGGUCCGAUAUGGAUGGAGGUUCCCAGAUUCGUUGUCGGUCUCUUCACGUCAACCCCGUCUCACCGAAUUGGAAUAA